GUCUACUUUUCUGUGUUUUGAUAGUAUCAACGUCUUUCUGUUGGUAGAUUUGUGUUCAUCCAGCUAAAAGGUUGAGACGGGGACUGCUGGCUGCCAUAACAGCAAUGCUAUCAAGGUGCAGUUCUACUUUGAAGGAAAGUAGGUUGAUGCUAUUGGUAAGUUGAUGGGUUAUUCUUUGAUUCUUGGAACUUUGAGUUGAUUAUGGAAGAGUGCAUAUGUUCAUGGGUUGCACAUCUGCCAGCUUUAUUGGCUGUUUAAGUAAGAUACAUAUUUGUUGAUGACAAUUGUGCAGGAGUGUCUCUUUGUCUUGGUUGUUGAUGACUCUGAAGAUAUUGCUGCAGCUUCCCAGGAGUUCCUUCAUCUAUUAUUUUCCACGCCAUGUGGCAAGCACUCUCUAAAAACUGAUAUAGCUCAGAUUUUUGCAAGGUCUGGAUUUGGUAUCAAAGGGUUUUAUAUUUCAAUCUAGUUUGAACUCUAUUUUACUCUAUUUUCUUUGUUAUGCCCUUUUCUUUACUAGGCUCAUCGAAAAGCUUCCAAAAGUAGUACUUGGAGGCAAGGAGUUGGCUGCUCUCUUCCAUGCACAACAGUUACUUGCUGUCAUUUAUUAUUCCGGGCCUCGGUUUAUGUUGGAUCACCUCCAAAAUCCGGUAGGUCGGAGCAUGCAUUUGUUUCUUCAUCUCUAAUGCUUCUUUAUUUUGGCACCUCAUCUUACGGCAAAGCCAAGAUAAUAACUUCUUUGCACCUUUGUGGGAGUGCCUAAAACAUUUUGAAUACUUCCCCACAUGCUAAGAAAAACCUGGUGUGAUGAUCUCUUGUUUCUCUUUAUUUCAAUUGCUCUACAACAGAGUAGAUGAAAGGUUAAAAUCAAUAAGGUGCUAGUUUCUUAUAAAUGACCUUAUCUUUUCUGUACUGGUCUUCGUAGGUGACUGCAGCAAGACUCUUGGAUGUUUUUGCCCUCUGUUUGGGUCAGAAUUCUGUAUAUACAGGCGCUCUUGAUAAGCUCAUGUCGACAUGCACAUCCUCGAUUAGUUUUCUUCCGUCUAUUUUGGAGUUACAAGGUGGUCCUGUUUCUUAUAGUUUCCAGAGUCUUAAGGAUAAUUCUCUUGCUAAUGUGUCAGAUAUGAGUGUUAGUGACGGGGAAAGAGUGGAGUACUCUUCUGAAACUCUGAAGAGUAGUUAUGGGCUUCCACGAAUGCCACCUUGGUUUGUCCAUGUUGGCCGUAAGAAGCUAUACGAUGCUCUGGCUGCAGUUCUCAGACUAGUAGGCUUAUCCUUACUAGCAGGUAAAUGCCGCUCUUGGUAUAUUUUUUGUUGCUUGAAUUGAAGUUUUACUCUGCUUGGUGCUUACUUUGAGUUAUACCCUCUUGUUGCUAGACAUGUAGACUCAACUUGGCUUAUGUCAGAUUAGAUGGAAUAACUGUUUUAUUACAAGCUUCUUAGUUUAGUUGGCGUCUUGUUGCACUUUGUUGUGUCAUGUUGGCUAUCAGGAGGAAUAACCAUUGUCUUACAAACCUCAAUAGUGUAGUAACCACUAACCAUGAGGCAUUUAUCUCCUUUUCUUGGCUGGUCAUUUUUGUUCAGAAAAACUAGUUACGUUCAUGGAUUUAGAAAUUCAUUGUUUCACUCGGUUUGCUCCCACAGGCCGUGAGGAAAUGCGCAAGUGUGAUAGCCAACGUGGUGCAAAUAUGCGGAGGGGACUUCUUCUCACGCAGGUUCCACACCGACGGUCCAUGCUUAUGGAAGCUCCUCUCCUCAUCUCCGUUCCAAAAGAAGCCCGUAAAAGAAGAACGAACACCGCUGCUCCUUCCUUACAGAAGCAAUCCUUCCACAGAUGAGUCGUCUUCCGUGGCAGAGAUCUCAAACCUGAAGGUCCAGGUGACGGUGCUUAACAUGAUCUCCGACCUGGCACGGAACAAGAGGAGUUCCACGGCACUGGAGAUAGUCCUGAAGAAGGUCAGCGGUCUAGUGGUGGGAAUAGCUUGCAGCAGCGUGGCAGGGCUCCACGAUGCCUCGAUCAAUGCCCUUCAUGGACUUGCGUCAAUGGACCCUGAUCUUAUAUGGCUUCUGGUGGCCGAUGUCUAUUACUCUGUGAAGAAGGAAGGAGAAGUUACUCCUCCCCCUGGAUCAGAUUUUCCGGAGCUGUCUCGGCUACUGCGCCCACCGCAGAAAGAUAAGUAUUACCUUUAUGUGCAGUAUGGUGGACAAAGUUACGGGUUUGGGAUCAACUUGGCCUCGGUAGAGAAAGUGUUCUUGAAAUUACAUUCCCUGGCUUUUCCUGACCAGCUGUAUUUAUGAUCUGAAAAUGGAGUGCACAAUAACCAAAUGUUAGUUAUUUAAAGUGCCUUGACGAAGGAGUCGUGGACGUAGAGCCUCAAGGGAGCGAGAUGAACGUUCUGAUACAAGGAGUAGAUCCGCCAGUGGUGGUGGAAGUCUCCGGCGGAUAGAUAAUUGUUAGCGCGCCUGUUUGGUUCUCCGAUCGUCUCCAUCUGAGACUGAGAGUGAGAGUGAGAGGGAGAAAUGGAGAGAAUGGGUUGCUAUCCGAAGAUGAGAUUUCAGAGACAGAGAGCAGCAAUGGCGGACAGUAGGAAUGGGAUUGCUGCUACUCUUCUUGCUGUUCACUGCCGGCGAAGUGAAAAGCAGAGCGGGAAAUGGGAUGUAGCUGAUAAACACUUGGCAUCGUC
Linum trigynum is the source of this 2681-nucleotide messenger RNA. Lineage: Eukaryota; Viridiplantae; Streptophyta; Magnoliopsida; Malpighiales; Linaceae. The record is from the annotation of a GenBank genome assembly.